GGACGAGGCCAUCGUCCUGUGUCCUCAACGGUUGCCACUUCAAAUUCAUCGUCAUGAUCACGCACAUCCUUUGGGCUGCUGCCGUCGCCCUGGCUGCUCCGCAAAACGGUGAAAUCCUCCCUUACGGAUCUCUGGAAAACGGAGGUCGAACCCCCCAGGACAAUGCGCCCUUCGGUCUCCGCUCCGUCUUCGAGGCCGGUGCCGUCAAUCUUGAGGCCCGCCAGGGGUGCCAGGCUGGAUACACGCCAUGUGGCAGCGACGGCUGCAUGCCUGCCACCAGCACCUGCUGCAGCAACGGCCGCUCGUGCCGUGCCGGCACCGACUGCGUCGAGGGCGGCUGCUGCCUGUCUGGCAACGUCCCCUGUGACGCGACGGAUGGAAGCGGGUAUGAAGGCUGCUACCCCGCUAGCGAAGGAGCCAGCUGUUGCUCCAAUGGUCGUUUUUGCCGCGCCGGCACGUACUGUGCCACAGGCGGCUGCUGCCGCGAUGGUCAGACUUGCAAUGGAGGCGGCACCGGAGGUACUGGUGGUACCGGGGGUGGUGGCUCACCCGACGGUGUGACCCCCCCUACGCCUUUCACGCCGAACCCGAAUCCUCGCAAGGCUGGUCUGGGCGGCCAGGCCUCCAAGCCUGUCGACCUGUACUGGGAGGCGGCGUACAUGGGUUUGUGGUACGAGUACCAGGCCGGUCAGUGCGACAAGACGCAGAAAGCCAAGCUCGCCCGUGGUCCCGGUAACACCAUUACCGUCGACUUCGAGGACGAUGUCCGUGGCUUCGCCGUAUCUGUAACACUCGGCGACGUCGGCAAUGUUCGCGUCGCGUCUGGUGGCAUAUCGCAGAACAUCACCAUCCUCAGCACCGGGAAUGCCGCUGAGGUGGCCGCAAUGGACACUUGCCCCGUCAGCUACCAGUACAUCUUCCCACAGGGGACCGCGGGUUACUCCUUAUCCAUCGACUACCUGAGCUCUGACACGGGCCUCGCCGACCGCAACAGCGGCGAGUUCUUGGUGCACCAGAUUACCAUCUUUAACUCAGAUGAGGACAUCAGGCGUCUUACUACCACAUCGCUCCGCCACCCUCCGCAGACCCUGGGUGCGAACGCUGGCGGAGGCGGCGGUGCUGGCGGCGCCACGGGCGGCGCGGGUGUCCCCGUCGCUGCCGGUACGGGCGGAAACACCGUAGUGCGGUCCACCACAGCGCGGACCUCGUCCUCCGGUCCAGCAUCAACUGUCGGGACCGCGGCUGGUGCCGCCGGGGGCCUCACCGGUGGCGCCGUCAUGGUCGGCGCCUCGGUUUCGCUUCUUACUGCGGCAGCGGCCGUCGGCUUCGCCACUCGCUUCUUCGGCAUUGCGUGGCUGUAACCGUCGGCUGGCUGUAACCGUCGGCCUAGUUCAUGACCGGAACAUAACCAGUAGCCCCGUAAAUUACCUAUCAAUGUCAUAAUGGUUCAAGAUUGGCG
This is a messenger RNA of Cutaneotrichosporon oleaginosum, 1459 nucleotides long. RefSeq lists its product as uncharacterized. The record is from RefSeq and is a predicted model, not a curated record. Lineage: Eukaryota; Fungi; Basidiomycota; Tremellomycetes; Trichosporonales; Trichosporonaceae.